Messenger RNA from Sphaerulina musiva SO2202, 543 nucleotides. RefSeq names its product scytalone dehydratase. The record is from RefSeq and is a predicted model, not a curated record. The transcript has 2 exons. Gene Ontology annotation, molecular function: scytalone dehydratase activity. Gene Ontology annotation, biological process: melanin metabolic process. NCBI's taxonomy places the organism in Eukaryota, Fungi, Ascomycota, Dothideomycetes, Mycosphaerellales, Mycosphaerellaceae. Bases 1 to 543 code for a protein of 180 amino acids.
AUGAGUGAUUGUUCUUCGCUGACUGAGCUUGCAGAUGUCAUGGGCUGCCAGGCCGCGUUGUUUGAAUGGGCAGACAGCUACGAUGCGAAGGAUUGGGCACGACUGCGCGAAUGCGUAGCACCAAGCCUCAUGGUCGACUACCGGGCGUUCCUCAACAAGAAGUGGGAUGACAUGCCGGCGGACGAGUUUGUGCAGAUGGCGUCCGACUCUCAUUUCCUGGGCAACAAGACGAUCAAGACACAGCAUUUUCACGGCGGCAGUCGAUAUGAGCAGGAGUCGGACGACAAGAUCAUCGGACACCACCAGAUGCGCGUGGCACACCAAAAGUACGCCGACGAGUCCCUGCAGACGGUGGUCGCCAAAGGCCAUGGCCACGGCACGGCGACCAUUUGGUACAAGAAGGUGGACGGCGUGUGGAAGUUUGCCGGUUUGAUUCCCAACACGCGAUGGACAGAAUAUGAUUUCCACAAGAUUUUUGGCGGUCAUCACGACGCUGAUGCUGAGAGCGGUGGCGAGUCUUCAGGAACCGCAUCGCCGGCGUAG